Messenger RNA from Dujonia railenensis, 2052 nucleotides. Lineage: Eukaryota; Fungi; Ascomycota; Pichiomycetes; Serinales; Debaryomycetaceae. The record is from the annotation of a GenBank genome assembly.
AUGUGGAAGAAUAAUCGCUUUUUACUCUCCGGAGCAACAUUAUUAUAUGUUCUCUUGGCAGUCAUUUUACCGUUAUUGGCUAGUAAUGGUAACGGUGUUGGUUUAGCCAACGCUGAAGAAAAUGACACUGACUCAUACGGUACAGUUAUUGGUAUCGAUUUGGGUACCACCUACUCUUGUGUGGGUGUUAUGAAGAAUGGUAAGGUUGAAAUCCUUGCUAAUGAUCAAGGUAACAGAAUCACUCCUUCUUACGUUGCCUUUACUGAAGACAACGAAAGAUUGAUUGGUGACGCUGCUAAGAAUCAGGCUCCCUCUAACGUUGAAAACACUGUUUUCGAUAUCAAGAGAUUGAUUGGUUUAAAGUAUUCCGAUGAUACCGUUCAAAAGGAAUUAAAGCACUUGCCAUACAACAUUGCCAAGAAAGAUGGUAAGCCAGUUGUAAAGGUUGAAUUCAAUGGUGAAGAAAAGACCUUUUCUCCAGAAGAAAUCUCCGGUAUGAUCUUGACCAAGAUGAAGAACAUUGCUGAAGACUACUUAGGAAAGAAGGUUACUCACGCGGUUGUCACUGUCCCAGCUUACUUCAACGAUGCUCAAAGACAGGCCACAAAGGAUGCCGGUACCAUUGCUGGUUUAAACGUUUUAAGAAUUGUCAAUGAACCAACUGCCGCUGCUAUUGCCUACGGUUUGGAUAAGACUGACGGUGAAAAGCAAAUCAUUGUAUACGAUUUGGGUGGAGGUACCUUCGAUGUCUCUUUACUUUCUAUUGAAGGUGGUGUCUUUGAAGUUUUGGCUACUGCUGGUGACACUCACUUGGGUGGUGAAGAUUUCGAUUUCAAGGUUGUCAACUACCUUUCCAAGUUAUUCAAGAAGAAGCACAACAUUGAUAUUUCCAGUAACGCUAAAGCCAUCUCCAAGUUGAAGAGAGAAGCUGAAAAGGCCAAGAGAACCUUGUCUUCUCAAAUGUCAACUCGUGUUGAAAUUGACUCCUUUGUUGAUGGUAUCGAUUUCUCUGAAACUUUAUCUAGAGCUAAGUUUGAAGAAUUAAACAUUGCUGCCUUCAAGAGAACCUUAAAGCCUGUUGAACAAGUUUUGAAGGAUGCUGGUGCCAAGAAGUCUGAAAUUGAUGAUAUCGUCUUAGUUGGUGGUUCUACCAGAAUUCCAAAGGUUCAAGAAUUAUUAGAAAAAUUCUUCGACGGUAAGAAGGCCUCCAAGGGUAUUAACCCAGAUGAAGCUGUUGCUUACGGUGCAGCUGUCCAAGCUGGUGUUUUAUCUGGUGAAGAAGGUGUUGAUGACAUUGUCUUGUUGGAUGUUAAUCCAUUAACUUUAGGUAUUGAAACCACUGGUGGUGUUAUGACUACUUUAAUUAACAGAAACACUGCUAUCCCAACCAAGAAGUCUCAAAUUUUCUCUACUGCUGCUGACAACCAACCAACUGUUUUAAUUCAAGUCUUUGAAGGUGAAAGAGCCUUGGCCAAGGAUAACAACAAGUUGGGUAAGUUCGAAUUGACUGGUAUCCCACCAGCACCAAGAGGUGUCCCACAAAUUGAAGUUACCUUCAGUCUUGAUGCCAAUGGUAUUUUGAAGGUUGAAGCCAUGGACAAGGGUACUGGUAAGUCCGAAUCUAUCACUAUUACUAACGAUAAGGGUAGAUUGUCCAAGGAAGAUAUUGACAGAAUGGUUGAAGAAGCUGAAAAAUACGCUGAACAAGAUGCUGAAUUAAAGGCAAAGAUUGAAUCAAGAAACUCCUUAGAAAACUACGCCCACUUAUUGAAGGGUCAAUUAAACGAUGACUCUGAAACUGGUUUAGGAUCUAAGUUGGAUGACGAAGACAAGGAAACUUUGGAUGAUGCCGUUAAGGAAACCUUAGAAUUCUUGGAAGACAACUUUGAUACCGCCACUUCAGAAGAAUUUGAAGAACAGAAGCAAAAAUUAAUUGAUGUUGCCAACCCAAUCACUUCUAAGUUAUACGGUGGUGCAGCUGGUGCAGGUGGUGCAGAUGCUAAGUUUGGUGAUGAUGAUUCAGACGAUGAAUUUGAUCAUGAUGAAUUGUAG